Molecule: messenger RNA, 2612 nt
Organism: Ipomoea nil (Japanese morning glory)
Lineage: Eukaryota; Viridiplantae; Streptophyta; Magnoliopsida; Solanales; Convolvulaceae
Product: DNA repair helicase XPB1-like
Exons: 20
Coding region: 121-2418 (765 amino acids)
Biological process (GO): nucleotide-excision repair; transcription initiation at RNA polymerase II promoter
Cellular component (GO): transcription factor TFIIH holo complex; transcription preinitiation complex; nucleotide-excision repair factor 3 complex
Molecular function (GO): hydrolase activity; 3'-5' DNA helicase activity; DNA binding
Source: RefSeq, a predicted model, not a curated record
GGGAAUCGCUAUGUUUAUGCAGUGUGCAAUUGCAUUUGACGAUAACUCACGCAGAUAACUGUUGUGAUCAGACACUCAGCACGGAAACAGCCAUUGUUGCUCGAUCUCAAAGUUGAAACGAUGGGUCAUCACGGUGAUAAAGGUCGACCCAGCAAAAAGUUCAAGUUUUCCUCGAAGGAGGAAUUUAGGUCUGCUGAAACAGAUGAUUCGUAUUAUCCAGAUGAAAUCAAUGAUGAUCCUCGUGAUGGAGAGGGUGAAGGGAAGAAAAGAGAUUUCACGAAACUUGAACUCAAACUUGAUCACGGUAAUCGCCCUUUGUGGGCUUGUGCUGAUGGUAGGAUUUUCCUCGAAACAUUCUCAGCAUUAUACAAACAGGCAUAUGACUUUCUCAUAGCCAUUGCUGAACCUGUUUGCAGGCCGGAGUCUAUGCAUGAGUACAAUUUGACACCUCACUCUUUGUAUGCGGCUGUGUCCGUUGGUUUGGAGACUGAAACUAUAAUAUCUGUUUUAAGCAAAUUGUCAAAAACUAAGCUUCCGAAAGAGAUGAUUGAUUUUAUACAUGCUUCUACUGCCAACUAUGGCAAAGUGAAGCUCGUGCUUAAGAAGAACCGGUAUUUUAUUGAAUCUCCAUUUCCUGAGGUACUGAAAACGUUGCUUCGAGAUGAAGUUAUAGGUCGGUCUAGACUUAUGUCUGCGGGAGUUCAUGGAAGUGAUGGAUUUACUGUCAGCAAGUCUGCGGGUGAAAUAGAAGGUAGACAUGAUGAGUUGUUAAAUGAAGCAGAGCUGGCAGCAGCAGCUGAAGAGAAAGAAACUCAUUCAUUUGAAAUUGAUCCUUCUCAGGUUGAAAAUGUGAAGCAACGUUGCUUGCCAAAUGCCUUGAAUUAUCCCAUGUUAGAGGAAUAUGACUUUAGAAAUGAUACGGUCAAUCCUGAUCUUGAUAUGGAAUUGAAACCUCAUGCACAACCACGACCUUAUCAAGAAAAGAGUCUCAGUAAGAUGUUUGGAAAUGGUAGAGCUAGAUCAGGUAUCAUUGUUUUGCCUUGUGGUGCUGGGAAGUCUUUAGUCGGAGUGUCUGCAGCAUCCAGAAUUAAAAAAAGCUGUCUUUGUUUAGCAACUAAUGCUGUCUCUGUGGAUCAAUGGGCUUUCCAGUUCAAGUUAUGGUCAACUAUUCGAGAAGAACAGAUAUGCCGUUUCACAUCUGAUAGCAAAGAAAGAUUCCGUGGUAAUGCUGGUGUUGUGGUGACCACAUAUAACAUGGUUGCUUUUGGUGGAAAACGUUCUGAAGAAUCUGAGAAGAUCAUUGAAGAAAUAAGAAACAGAGAGUGGGGUUUGCUUCUUAUGGACGAGGUCCACGUGGUUCCAGCACACAUGUUUCGAAAGGUUAUCAGCAUUACUAAAUCUCACUGCAAACUUGGACUCACUGCAACACUUGUCAGAGAGGAUGAAAGAAUCACAGAUCUCAACUUUCUUAUUGGCCCCAAGUUGUACGAGGCAAAUUGGUUGGACUUAGUGAAGGGAGGAUUUAUUGCGAAUGUGCAGUGUGCUGAGGUUUGGUGUCCAAUGACAAAGGAAUUUUUUGCUGAAUAUUUGAAGAAGGAGAACUCUAAGAAGAAGCAGGCACUUUAUGUGAUGAAUCCAAACAAAUUCAGGGCCUGUGAGUUUCUUAUCCGGUUCCAUGAACAACAGCGUGGGGAUAAGAUAAUUGUUUUUGCUGACAAUCUAUUUGCUCUCACCGAAUAUGCAAUGAAGCUUCGGAAACCUAUGAUCUAUGGUGCUACAAGCCAUAUAGAAAGAACAAAAAUUCUUGAGGCAUUUAAAACUAGCAAGGAUGUGAACACCAUAUUCCUUUCUAAGGUCGGUGAUAAUUCUAUAGAUAUUCCUGAAGCAAAUGUUAUAAUACAAAUUUCAUCUCAUGCUGGUUCGAGACGACAGGAAGCACAACGUCUUGGGCGUAUUCUUAGGGCAAAGGGACGUCUUCAAGACAGGAUGGCGGGAGGUAAAGAGGAGUAUAAUGCUUUCUUUUACUCUCUUGUAUCAACAGAUACUCAUGAGAUGUAUUACUCAACUAAAAGACAACAAUUCUUGAUUGAUCAAGGUUAUAGCUUCAAGGUCAUCACAAGCUUGCCACCUUCUGAUUCAGGACCUGAAUUGAAUUACCAUCGUCUUGAUGACCAACUUUCGCUUCUUGGAAAAGUACUAAGUGCUGGUGACGAUGCUGUUGGUUUGGAGCAACUGGAAGAAGAUACAGAUGAUAUAGCCCUUCAGAGAGCCCGUCGCACCAUGGGAUCUAUGAGCGCAAUGUCAGGAGCACACGGGAUGGUUUAUAUGGAAUACCAUAAUGGAAAGAGGGUGAUGCAAAAGAGCAAACCAAAAGAUCCAGCCAAGAGACACCAUUUAUUCAAGAAGCGUUUUGGCUGAGUUGAGUGUAUCCAAGAACUUGCAUCAUUUAAUUUUUUAGCAUAUUGAUUUCCUGUUUUUGUGUGAUUGAGUGAAUAUAAAUGCUUCCCUUAUACAAGUGCAAAAAUGAGAGCACUUGGAAAUGGCAAGCAAAAUAAGAAUCACUGUUUCAACAAUUUGACUUGAAUCAAAAGUUAUUUACAGAACUAACAGUA